CGGGGCGGUGCCCAGCGGGCUGGUGCGCAGGCAUCGCCGACAGGAGGGAAGCAAACGGCGGGAUCCGCGGUGGCCGUAGCAGCAGUAUGGCCGCGCUCUAUGGGGGUGUAGAGGGGGGAGGCACACGAUCCAAGGUCCUUUUACUCUCAGAGGAUGGGCAGAUCCUGGCAGAAGCGGAUGGACUCAGCACAAACCACUGGCUGAUCGGGACAGACAAGUGUGUGGAGAGGAUCAACGAGAUGGUGAACAGGGCCAAACGGAAAGCAGGGGUGGAUCCUCUUGUUCCUCUACGAAGCCUGGGCCUAUCCCUGAGCGGUGGGGAUCAGGAGGACGCGGUGAGGAUCCUGAUGGAGGAGCUGAGGGACCGAUUUCCCUACCUGAGUGAAAGCUACUUAAUCACCACUGACGCCGCCGGCUCCAUCGCCACAGCUACGCCGGAUGGUGGGAUCGUGCUCAUCUCUGGGACAGGUUCCAACUGCAGGCUCAUCAACCCCGAUGGCUCUGAGAGCGGCUGCGGUGGCUGGGGCCACAUGAUGGGAGAUGAGGGCUCAGCCUACUGGAUUGCACACCAAGCAGUGAAAAUAGUGUUUGACUCCAUCGACAACCUAGAGGCGGCUCCUCAUGACAUUGGCUAUGUCAAACAGGCCAUGUUCAACUAUUUCCAGGUGCCAGAUCGGCUAGGAAUCCUCACCCACCUGUAUAGGGACUUUGAUAAAUGCAGGUUUGCUGGGUUUUGCCGGAAAGUUGCAGAAGGUGCUCAGCAGGGAGAUCCCCUUUCCCGUUAUAUCUUCAGGAAGGCUGGGGAGAUGCUGGGCAGACACGUUGUGGCAGUGCUGCCUGAGAUUGACCCGGUCUUGUUUCAAGGGGAGAUUGGCCUCCCCAUCCUGUGUGUGGGCUCUGUGUGGAAGAGCUGGGAGCUGCUGAAGGAAGGUUUCCUUUUGGCGCUGACCCAGGGCAGAGAGAUCCAGGCUCAGAACUCCUUCUCCAGCUUCACCCUGUUGAAGCUACGGCACUCCUCUGCCCUGGGCGGGGCCAGCCUAGGGGCCAGGCACAUCGGGCACCUCCUCCCCAUGGACUACAGCGUCAAUGCCAUUGCCUUCUACUCCUACGCCUUCUCCUAGGGGGCUGGCCCUGGCUCCACCCCCUCCAAGCCCAGUGGACAUUGGGUGCUGGAAGGCAGGAGGCUUUUUCUCCUUUUCCUUUUCUUUUUUUCGAAAAAGAAACAUAGAAGAAAAUAAACGCACUUUACCCACUCCCCAGUUGGAUUGUGUUAUCAAGCACGUUUCCUGUGUACAUCCUCAGCUCACCUGCCAGCAGGUAAACAGCACAUUUUGCAGUUUUUCUGCAUGAAUGAGUUCUUAAGAAGUUGUGAGGAUGGCUGAGAUCCAAGAAGGCCAACUAGACACAACUAGGUGGCCUACCUGUUCCUGGUGACUGCUGGCCUGGCUCUGGUUACAGGAUGACACUUUGUUGUGUGGCAGCGGGAAUGAUGAACAUCAGUGAGGAGCAGACGUGAUUUCCUGUCCUCUGGAUACUGCAGUUUGAUCAGUCAAGACAAGCCCAGAGCUUCCUGUUCUGCCCGUGCUGCUUGGCGAAGACUGAAGCCAGAGUCUUGAUCCACAGUGCCUGCCUCUCCAGGUGUCUGGAGUGUAAGCUGUUACGAGGCAUGGAUCAUGUCCUAGACGUCAGUUCUCAAACUGCUGUGCAUCAGUUAUUCACGAGCUUGUUUUAAACUCAGGUUUCUAUUUUUUCCCCCUUCCAUAAGGUGUCUGAUUCAGUAGGUCAAGGAUGAGAUGAGAUGGGGAAUUUUCAUUUCUACCAAAUACCUUGGGUAAUUUCUGCUGCAGAGGUCCAGGAUCUGCACUUGAGGGAGCUCUACCCAAUAAUUUUGGAGCUCUGGUUAGGCUCUCAACAGGGUCUUGAAUACUUGUUUCCCAAGUCAGAUGACACUUAUUUCACUGUCUAGAACACAACGGUAGUGGCUCUUGUCCCAUCAACUCUAGCUCAACACAACAAUAAGAACUCAAGACAAGUCCCUUCUGAAGGGACAGCCAGCCCUCUUCACAUCUAGGUAUGGCCCAGACCACUGGGGUCAGCUCUCAGCAAGUCACCAGUACAUCAUCAGCUCAGCUAAUAAGCUUGCAAGGAGUCAGGGACACAACAGUGCCUUUGCUCCAUCAUAGUGCUGAUAACACUUACUGAUGAGCGGUGAAUUUUGGAGAAGUAAGUCUUUUCACAUGAUCUCAGGACCAGGAUCAAGCAGUAUUUUGGACUUAUAAUCUAAAACUAUUGGUGAAGAGUUUUAAAAGAGAUAUUUAUGUUCUUCAGGGUACACCCAUCAUCACUUCCUUACCAUUGUCCAGGCUCUACUAUUCCAGAUGGACAGUGGAGGGCUUAGAGCACAGCAAGGAGCACAGCUUGAUGGACUUUCUAGUGCCAGCUCAUAAGUAGUCACUAAAUAUUUAUUAGUUGAAAAAAUGAAGGCAAUGUUAAACUGCACAAGGUCACUGUGUUCCUUUUCCCUUUGGUCAAAGGAGAUGUGAUGGGGUAGCUUAUUCUCCAGUUAGGCUCUGUUACACAGAGGUUGCAGUGCAGAAGGUCAUAAGUGAUUUUUGAUGAGAUUCUCCCCCUUUAAUUUUAAACUUAUAAUCUCCUUCACUAAUUAAUAAGAUAUCAGGAGCAAUUAAUGGGAUGCCGCACUGCCAAGGCAUUGAAUAUGUGUGUAUUCAUCUCAUCUGAGCUUUUAACAGCCAAAUGAGAGCUGGGAACAAGAACUGGACUUGAAGAGGCCGGCACUGCCUUAAUCUACCUGUGUGAUCUCGUGGACAGCACGGCCUCAUCUGCGCCAUCCAUUCAGCAAGUGUUCACUGAAUGUCUUCUAGCUGUGAUGAGUGCUCUAAGGAUUUUUAAUAUAAGGAUUAAAAAUGAGUAUACCGUUACACCUUAUACCAACAGAAAGUUGGUAAAAAUUUAUGGACUGUACUGUUUACAAUAUCUGCACUUCUCUUUAAUGUACUUACUUAGUUUAAUGAAAAUUUUAAAUGAAUGAAUACACCAUUCACGUCUUUAAGGCUGUGAAUAGUUAGGCCCUGUAUAGACAUAACUAUCAUCUCAAAAAGCUGUAAAUAGGCAAGUCAGCUCAGAUUUUUUUAAACCUGAUUGUAGGAAGGAGGCAAAGAAAAGACAGCACUCAAAACAAAACCCACUGGCUAUGGUCUGGUCCCAUGAUCUUUUUACCAUAAAAUAAAGCCCCUCAGAGAAUCAUUGGGAGAUUCAAGCUAGGUGUAAACCGAGUAAGAGUUACCAAGCUAACCUCCACAAGAGCAAGGAUGAUGUCUGCUUGUUAACUCCAGCAGCCCUGGUACCUAGGACAAUGCUUGGUACCUAGCAGGUUCUCAAACUUGUUCAGUAGUUGAAAGGCAGAUACAGAAGCCCUUUACUUGUUUUCUAGAUGAGUCAGUUUUGCCCAGGAACAGGAAAAUAUCAGCUAUCCAAUUGCCCUUCAAACCCAAGGAUUUCCUGUUACCGCCUCUGUUCAAAGCCACACACAUUAUUGCCACUAUCACUACCAUGUAUUAAGUGCCUAUCAUAUGCCAAGCAGUAUUUUGAAAUUAAAUUUGGUCUAAUUUUCACAAUAGCCCCCAGGAGGAAGGUGUCACACCUUUACAAAUAAACAGGUUCAGGCCAAAGGCACAAAGUGGUGGAGGUGGGAUUCACUCAGGUCUGUGACUUCCAAGACAAUGCUUGUACUACUUUGUAACACCAUUUAGAAUGGAAAAUUAUGCACCUAAAACUGUGAUCCAUAUUGAGACAAAAUCAAACACACCACGCAUACGCCCCCUUGUAACAUGAUAUAAUGACCCAACUGUAGGAAAAAGGGUACCACUGCCAGCAAAUGCAUUUUACUCUCAUUUUAAUGAGAUUUUCAACAGCUGCCAUUUGGUUUGUAUAGCAAAUUUUUUAAAAAGUAACUUUUUUUUCCAUUUUUGAUAUUUUUAUGAAAAGUAUUUUCUUCAAUUUUAAAGCCCUGCCCCUCCCCCAAAGUAUUAAUAACUACCAUGUGAUGUGUAUUUAGGGAAAAAAAGGAACAAAAACAGCUUUUAAAACACUUGAGAAAUAGGGAUAAAGGUCCAAAGUCCAGGCCUGGGCCUGCUGGAGGUGCUAAGCUGCCCCGGCACGCUCGGCGCUUCACCGUCCACAACAGCAGAUACGUGGGCCGUGCACAGACCCGCUGGGAUGUACCGCAAAGUCCACUCCCUUUCUCCUCCUGACCGCUUCUGCUGGCUGGCCUCUUUCCUUCCAAAUGGGUCUAACAAAGGCAGCACGAUCUUUAACACAUGUUCCGCUUUGUAAUGGAGACGACGCUAUUGAGCAAGUUCAGAGAUUCCUCCAUUUUGUCGGGGAGGAAAAAAUAUUCAACACAGUAUUGAUGGUUUCACUUUCUUGUCCACUCAAACACAUGCUCAUUAACUUAUUAAGCUAAUUAUCAGAUGCUUCAGAAGCCCGAUGUGUAGAUAGCACAGAAGUUUCAUGUAAAAAGGAAGUUGCAAAAUUAUAAAAGUUUCUACAGCAGGUCAGGAUCCUCUCGGAGCUUGAUGACGAAGCUGGUUCUGAUAGGCAGUCCCUUUGACAUGCGCAGCCGCCCCGCCAGGAGCCCUAUGUUCUCAGGGUUCCAUCUAGACCACAGGAGGUUGAAAUGCAAGUUUAAAAGACCGCCUGGUGACGAAACAUGUAUCCAUCGAUGGAAUAUUAUUUAGCAAUAAAAAAGGAACAAAGUACUAACACAAGUUAUGUCAUGGGUGAACCUCGAAAAUACGUAAGUGAAAAAAGCCAGAUACAAGAGACCACAUUUUGUGUGAUUUCAUUGAGAUGAUGUCCAGAAAAGGCAAAUUUAUAGCGACAGAAAGAUUAGCGAUUCCCUAGAGCUAGGAACAGGUAUUAUCAUGUAAAUAGGCAUGAAGGAUCUUAUUGAGGGGGAUGAAAAUGUUCUAAAACUGAGAACUGUAUGGCUGUGCCACUCAGGAAAGUUACUAAAAUCACUGAAUUGUACACUUGAAAUGGGUGAAUUUUAUGUUAUGUAAAAUAUGCCUCAAUAAAGUUGUUUUAAAAAAAAGUCCCUGUCUCGCAAACCACCCGUCAAGCAUUAAACAUUUCUGAAGGCUCACAAUCAACAGGACAGGAUUAUCAGUUAGUGCUGAGUUACAGAGUGAAAACAUUGUACUCUUUGAUAGUACAUAGCCUAGAAUGUUUCUUUACUAUUUAUAAUAUUAAAAGGUAGCCAGUAAGAAGGUAGGAUUGGGGAAGAAAACUCAGCAGACCUCACAAAUGAGACUCCUAGUAACAAAAUCUAAAGGGGCUUUUUCUUUUAAAAUAAAGAUGGUGCAUCUGUCCCUUUGUAGAUUUCUCUUCUGUCCCCAGGGGGUAGGGUGGUGAAUCACUUGGCUAACGCCCCAUAGAGAUCAGUGUACUCAGCUGUCCUAUUUGUAUGACCACCCCCCCUAAAAUCUCGACUGGGGACAGCAGUGGGGGGCUGGGCAGUGAGGGCAGAGGCCAAGUAACAAGCAGGAAACUUAAGUGUUUCCUUAGGUCAGCCUCCUAUUCCCCUGUCCUUUGUCACUAAUUGCAGAUUCGAGAUGGGAGAAAUAAAGACAGAAGAUUAAAAACAAAGGGAAAAAAAAAAAAACCUUACAAAAUUGUGAUGAAAUUCACAAGGCAGCAGAGCACUGGCUGCAGAAAAGUACUCCGCGUACUACACAGGGACCAGGAGAACUAAUGAUCUCUGAGAGGGGAAACGAUUCACAUGGGUAACCGUGGGAAGAGGUAGGAGGAGACCAAGGUUCCUGAUGCUCACCAGAUCCCAGUCAAUCCUGUUCUCUCCAUCAACUUCCCAAACUAAUGAGGUCUACAUUUAUCCUGGAGGAGAGUUGCUAGGAAUACACAGUCUUUCCCAAAAGGUGCACGUCUCCAAAUCCUGGUCAAAUUUGUCAGGUCUCUGCCUGCAGCCUUACAUCAACAUAACCUAACCAAGCAACAUUAUUAACCCGUGAUGUCGGGCCCCUUAUUGAACACUUGCCCCCUCCCAUCUCAGGAGUGUAGAUUCCUGGGCUCCUGAUGUUUAUACAUGGGCUUUGCAGCAGCACCAACGCAAGAAGAUUCAGUCAAGCUGUUUCCUUUGGCUACUUCUUCACACAACUUUCCCGACAUAUAUUAAUUUCUACUCUGAAGUCAGAGUGUUUGACUCACCUCCUUACUUCCCAGCAUCUUCAAAAUCAAGACAGAACUUUGACAUUCUAGCAAUACACAAUUUGAAAAAUGCUGAUUACCUCUAAAAACAUUUUAAAGUUAUAAUUAGCAUUGUAACCUUAAUUAAAGGGACCCCAGCUGUUUUGACUUCGGAAACUAAAGGUGCUGCAAAGGUCCAGCCUUUUCCUUGCAAUCUUUUUGGGUUUGACCUUAUGUGAUCCCCAAAAGUCAACUGCUGCAAUCAGAAACUGCUCCAAAGACCCAAAGGUGCAGGUGCCCAGGCCUAGGCUGUAUCUAUCAAGUUUUCUGCUGCAGUUCAAAGGGCAGGAGAAAAUAAAAGGCAUUUCUUUUGUUUUUUACCCCUUGAAGAGCAAGAGAUAAAAUCAUUUUCAUUUUGGAGUUUUAGGGUCCAAUAAUCACAAAAUCAGUCACUAAUAAACUAACACUGGGACCAGCCAGAAUUGGCAAUUGUUGAAAAUACACAUUCUGUUGCUAUACUUAAACUUCUAGUUGCCAAUUAAAAAAACUUGGAGUAGGGGCUUAAAUUCAAUAUCAAAAUCAUCACUUAUAAUACCAGCCUCAUCCUUAAAAGGUAAAGGUGUCUAGUUUGGCUUGCACCCAGAACCUCUCCUAUGAGAAACAGUCUGAGAUAGAGGUUCCCAGCCUUUCCCCAGUGAAGAUCCAAUAAGACCCACAUGCAUUUCCUGUUAAGGAGUUGGCAAACUCCGACUAUAGCUGCGCCUGUGGUCUGCGUGACAAUUGUGCUCCCACCUCACAACAUAAAAUAGAUGGAGAAAAAGGUCACGCUGCAAGAGGAACCUCUGGAAGCACAAACCUACACAUUGAGUAGGGGGUCACACUGCUAGCUGCUUCCUGAUCCUGAGUCAGUGCACUGUGUCUGAGUGGGACUGGAACGGCCAGCCCUCAGGUUCCACUGCUUGGCUGGAAGGAAGCUUCCUUAGUCCUGACCAAAUACGCCUUGUGCAACCCCGCUGACAUCCUAGAUGAAACCCCACAGCAGAUGGGAAAACAAGCGCUUUGAACUACACCUAAUACCUUAGCCUAUCCUGGUGUCAGAAGGGAAGGCCUGCUUCAGGAUGAAGAAACGGCUCGAUCUGGAUCCCUGUAGGACUUCCCAGACCAGGAGCCACACAAGAAUCCAUGGUGCUCUUUGUGAUGGAGACACCGCAGUCUAGACAAUGGCUCUUUCUGCAAUCCCAACACGUUUCCAGCAGCCUGCAGAAUUCUGAGCUUGGACAAGUUAAUGCAGAUUGAAGGAGGAAAAGCAGCCCUGGAAGAAAGAGACCUCUAUUUCUGCACUUCCUAGGUCCUCUCCUUAUUAGAGGCAACAAUUCCAGCUGAAAGCUGAAGCUGGAAUUGAGACAUUUCUUUAUUUGUAGCCCUCCCUGAAAACGAGUUAAGAGUUCCAUUCUCUCGAGGUAGAGACUUUGGGAAUUCAAGAGCACAUCUGACAAUACGAGCUCCCUAAACUACUCUCCUAUGACAUGUGACCUAACAAGAAAGGGCAUUUUUCAAAUGAUGCCAUCCUAAAGACUCAAACAAGGAAAAGAUGUGGGUUCAUAUAUUCAAUCUGACAUAAACCUGUGGCUGUUCAAAAAGUCAACAAGGGACCUCAUAAGAAAAAGGAGAAAUUCUUAAAUUUUCCAAACCCUAGUCCUUUCCUUCCAACCUCUGUCCCACAUCCACAUACUGAAUUUACACAGACUUUAUUUCAAGUUACAUGAUCUUUUCCUGAUAGGCCUAUCACACGAGACAGUGGCAGUCAUACAGAAGCCACUGUCCUCCUCAGGCCCCUGCAAGUCCUUGCCCGUCCUGGGAGAACGGCCAGGACUGGACAUGCUCUCUUUUAGACCUGACUCACCCACCGACUUCUCUAGCACACAAAGACAGCUCCUGGGCCAAGUUUAGUUCCUUAUGAGUAUCAACAACAACAACAAAAACCCCUGUGACUUGUGGACAGGAAAGGAACAUACCCAGAAAGUCCAACCUAGAAAACUCAAAAACCUGGGUAUGUGGGAACGGCAAAAUGUUAUAACUGCCAAAACUGUCCUGGUGGGUCACACAGUCCCAGGGUCAAAUGGGACUCGCUCUCCUAGGCUUUUUUGGAGUUCUUCUGUAUAAUUCUGUAAGGUGGGAGGUAGCAUCCAAAUUGUGAACUGAGCUUCUUGCUGGUGUCCUGAAAAUUACAUUGACUUGUGAAAGCGCACAAACCUUUCUAAGGAAAGUAAGGUACCAGGUGGACCAAGUCCUCAUGGGCUGGAAAAAAACUGUCAAAAUAAGUUUAAGACAUAACUAAGAGGAUUCAAGGAUGACUUCUCCAGGCUGACGCUGAUGGCCAGCACCGCAUGCCUCUCAUUCACCUUUGGUAACAAUAUCUUUUCUCAAAAACAGAGUAGGGUUGGGAUGGAGAGGAGACAGGGGACUAGACACCAUGAGACGAAAUGGCAAAUCCACUCUAGUGCUCUUUUACCUUGUAAAUUUUGAGUCUGAUGGUAGCUGUAAACAGAGGCUUAAGAGUAGGCCAACAGGAACUGAACGACUCAGGUGACAAUCACCAUCCCAGUCCUCUCCUUCUGCUUUACAACUUUCAUCAACCAGAUGGUUGAUGAAAGUUGCUUCUAUUGGUUUCCAGUACUUUAAGCCUGUGUUUUCUUGAAUGGGGUUCAGGCGGGGAGAUAUGGGCUCAGCAGGCCACUGGUAAUCCCAGCUCAUCACAGGAAACUCCCAGGGAUCAGGGAGCUGUGCAUUCUGGUUUACAACACCUGCUUCUUCCACUGGUUCCUCUUCCCAUCCAGCUUAACAGACUGAGUAAGUAGUGCUCCAGGUGUUCAUUGACCUUGGUAAGUAUACAGCAGAGCGGGAAGGGCAUUCUUAAACACCCAGAUUUUCUUGGUCAGCUUAUUUUGUUUAAACACAUACAGCAGAACAUUCCUGAUGAAGGGGGGGGGGGCGGGAAUUGCAAUUUCCCUAAAUCAAAAAGCUAAUAAUAAUAGGAAAUUGCUCCAAAUGAAAGUCAGUAGAACAAAAGAGAAAUACUCAGAGGCUUGUAGAGAAAGACUGAGCACAUUAGUUACUCCAAUCACAGUGUCGAGUUAAACCACUGUCCCCUUUCCCCGCUGUGCACCCCUUGCCCGUCCCGCCCCCCUCUUCAGCUCCGCCUUUUUGUGCAGCGCUGUCCCCAGAUGUGGGGACGUACAAGUUCUCCUCAAAGCUUUCUGUCAGCUCAGUACUUCACUCCUGGAAUAAAUUCCUUGGCAUCCGGGUUCAGGUUACUUUUGCUC
Molecule: messenger RNA, 9545 nt
Organism: Physeter macrocephalus (sperm whale)
Lineage: Eukaryota; Metazoa; Chordata; Mammalia; Artiodactyla; Physeteridae
Gene: NAGK
Product: N-acetylglucosamine kinase
Exons: 11
Coding region: 87-1121 (344 amino acids)
Molecular function (GO): N-acetylglucosamine kinase activity
Source: RefSeq, a predicted model, not a curated record